UUUUGCAUCACUUUAAACAAUCAGGAAGUGAAACACUAAAACAUAAGUUAAGUGACCCACAUCACCAUACAAAGUGCUUUUUGUGUAGGCUCCUCACACAAGACUGUAUGGUGCUGAACUGACAUUGUUCUCUGACACAAGUAUAAUCCAGCAGAAAAGUUCCCACCACAAUGUCAGACACAGCUGACCCCAUCACAUCCAAAGAGGGCCAGGACGCUGCUGGCUCUGAUAUGUCCUCACCGCCACCAGCGUACCCCUACCACGAGCAGCAACCUCCACCCUACUCUGCAACACCAGCAAUGUACUCUCCACCCAAAACUGAGACAACUUGGAUCCAUCAGCCUUGCACUGGAUAUGAGUCAUUUCGUGACAUUAUCCCAGACGCCCAGUCGGCUACGACUCCCCUCACAGCCUCGUCAUCUUUUGACGACAUAACAGUGAGAAGAGGGUUUGUUAGAAAGGUGUUCAGCAUCCUGACACUCCAGUUGCUGUUCACCUUCAGCGUGGUGUGUGUGUUCACCUUCUCCACUGUGGUCAAAAAGGCGGUGCAUAUCAACCUGUGGGCCUACAUCAGCUCCUUCAUCAUCUUUGCUGUGGUCGCCAUCACCCUCAGCUACUGCAAGUCCUUCAGCCGCCGUCACCCCUGGAACAUUGUGGGACUGGUUGUGGUAACCCUGAGUUUGUCGUACAUGGUGGGAACCAUUGCCUCCUUCCACAACACUACUGCUGUGGUCAUUACUAUGGGAGUAACGCUGGCUAUUUCUCUGGCAAUCAUCGCUUUCUCAGCACAGACUCGUUAUGAUUUCACUAUUUUUUAUGGUAUUCUUCUGAUUCUGGCCAUGGAUCUGAUCAUGUUUGGGUUCUUCUGCACCUUCUACUACUCCUACAUCACUGAUAUUGCUUACGGAUGUCUGGGAGCUCUGCUGUAUUCACUGUUUCUGAUGAUCGACUGUCAGCUGAUGAUGGGGAUGAUGAGCUUCCGCCUGGAUCCUGAGGAAUACAUCAACGCUGCUCUCAUGAUCUACCUCGACAUAGUCCUCAUCUUCCUCUACCUGCUGGGGAGGAGGUGAAACUGUACACACACAGACAGACAAACUGUACCGAUAACGAAAAUGUCCUUUAUUAUCAUUAUUAUCAUCAUGUAGUGUAUAUAAUGUAUCUGAAUCCUGUUUUAAGUGACAAAACUCUGAAUGAUCUUGUCUUUGUCUCAGUUUUUACAUAAAUAAAAAAUAAUAUUAUAAUAAUAUUAUAUAAGA
Lates calcarifer (barramundi perch) is the source of this 1256-nucleotide messenger RNA. Its product is annotated as protein lifeguard 1. The coding region runs from base 171 to 1070 and encodes 299 amino acids. NCBI's taxonomy places the organism in Eukaryota, Metazoa, Chordata, Actinopteri, Centropomidae. Gene Ontology annotation, cellular component: membrane; Golgi apparatus; endoplasmic reticulum. The transcript has 6 exons. The record is from RefSeq and is a predicted model, not a curated record. Gene Ontology annotation, biological process: negative regulation of apoptotic signaling pathway.